This is a messenger RNA of Vicugna pacos (alpaca), 2035 nucleotides long. Lineage: Eukaryota; Metazoa; Chordata; Mammalia; Artiodactyla; Camelidae. The record is from RefSeq and is a predicted model, not a curated record.
GCACGUGUCUCCUGUACGUCUCCCCAGGUCCACAAUCUGCAGGAGCUCCGGCGAAGUGCCUCGCUGGCCACUAAGGUCUUUAUCCAGAGAGACUACAGUGAUGGGACCAUUUGUCAAUUUCAGACCAAAUUCCCCCCAGAGCUGGACAGCCGGAUUGAGCGGCAGCUCUUUGAGGAGACUGUGAAGACCCUCAACAGCUUCUACGCGGAGGCCGAGAAGAUUGGGGGCAGCUCCUACCUGGAGGGCUGCCUGGCCUGUGCCACGGCCUACUUCAUCUUUCUCUGCAUGGAGACCCACUAUGAGAAGGUUCUCAAGAAGAUCUCGCGCUACAUCCAGGAGCAGAAUGAGAAGAUCUUCGCCCCUAGAGGCCUCCUACUCACAGACCCCGUGGAGCGUGGGAUGAGGGUUAUCGAGAUCUCCAUCUAUGAGGACCGGUGCAGCAGUGGCAGCUCCAGCAGCGGCAGCAGCAGUGGCAGCGGCAGCAGCAGCGGUGGGGGCGGCGGGGCAGGGGCCCGGUGACUGGCCGAGAGUCCCUGCAGGGAGGUGUACGGCUGGACUGAGGGCCUUGCAGACCUGCGGCGGCUGCGCUACCAGAGCACCCGCUUCUGAGUCUUUCUCUGGGCCCACCCUGCUGCCCAGGGCGGGAGGGAGGGGGACCGGCCCUGUGUUGCCUGGCGGCCAUCCACCCAUGCCCCCUGCCCUUUGCCCCCUGGCAGGAUGGUCCGGUUCCUGACCUGGCUCUUACCCAGUGGGGCUGGUCUCGGUCACACAGAGGCAGCAGGUCUUCCAGGGGGAGGCUGGGGUGGGGACAGCACAAUUUGAACAACCCUUUUCCUCUGCAGCUCCUCCCCCAACACCCCAGGAAAGGAUCCAGGUCUGUCCCGUAGAGAAUUCCCAUCCUGCAUGAUUCUUCACCCCAAAUCCACAGGCCUUGCUCCCUCGGGGCCCUGCUCCUCAUGGCUGUCUCCCAGCACCUGCUUCUUCUGAUGCCACCACGGGGCCUCUGCCUGUCUGUGGUCCUGCCUCCACUGAAUCCCACGUCUGGAGAGACAGGAGCGGUCAGCCUAUGGGUGCUGUGUGGAGAGCUGUCCAGCCCCCUCCUGACCUCUUCUAGAUUGAUGGUGUCCCUGUCCUCCACCCAGAGCCUGGAGGCUAUCUUGGCCUUGCCAAGAGGUGUCCAACUCCUGUGACUUUGCAGGCCUCCAGGUGUUAUGUGGGGUCCGGAGAAAUGCUUCCUGGAGAGAUGCAGCCUUGGAGGGGGGGAGUUGAACCUCCAGAAAUGAAUCCAACUUCCUGAGAUUAGAGCCUGCAUGUGUGUGAGAAUGAGUGUGUGUGCACGCAAGCACGUGUGUGAGUGCACUAUGUGCACGAAUGCACGUGUACGUGUGAGCGCAGGUGUGCAUGAGUGCACUGUGAGCACACGUGUGAGUGCAGGUAUGUGUGCGAGUGCACUUGUAUGUUCCCCUUCCUGCUGGGACAGGGACUGCCCCUCUCUGCAGCCUGUCACAUCUUCCCACGGGAUGGUCUGUGGCUGCGUCCCAGUGUGGGUGCAGCCUGACUCCCUGUAAAUAAAUGUUCUGAUGCCCCUUGCCCCUUACCUGGGACUGCCAGCUUGACUCUUCUCCCUGGCCUCUCCCCGACCUGCAAGGUUCUCCUCACCUUCUGACUCUGCUGCGUACAUUCUAACAAAAAGGAAGUUAAGGUUCCAGGAGAGCAAAGCCAACCUUCCAGGGCCUUCUAUGGCCCACUCCCAGUCCCCCGUAACAAGGCACCAGGGCCAUGAACACUGCAUACUCUGCCCGCCCGGGCUCAGGGGCCCUCUAAGUCUGUGCGAGCAAGGUUUCCUUGGAAGGUCAAAGGAGAUGCCGACCCGCAGGGGAAAGGCAGACUCCUUUCUUGGAAGGGGGGUCCGGCCAAUGAGGCCCUGGCUGCGGAGGCCCAGUGGGGCCAGUGGGAAGGAAGCAGCCCUGUCCUGGUGCCUGAAGAUGGACAGGAGGCUGCCUGCCUCAGCCAGCAGGAGGUGCUAAAGUGGAUA